Sinocyclocheilus rhinocerous is the source of this 1876-nucleotide messenger RNA. RefSeq names its product angiotensin II receptor, type 1b (gene agtr1b). NCBI's taxonomy places the organism in Eukaryota, Metazoa, Chordata, Actinopteri, Cypriniformes, Cyprinidae. Gene Ontology annotation, biological process: immune response; G protein-coupled receptor signaling pathway; neutrophil chemotaxis. The transcript has 2 exons. The record is from RefSeq and is a predicted model, not a curated record. Gene Ontology annotation, molecular function: C-C chemokine binding; C-C chemokine receptor activity; angiotensin type II receptor activity. Gene Ontology annotation, cellular component: membrane; external side of plasma membrane. Bases 764 to 1843 code for a protein of 359 amino acids.
AUAGACAACUUGUGCAAAUAGCUGCUGAGGUUGCUAGGAUGUUUAACAUUAGCUCAGAGAUGAAUGUCAAUUCUGGUCUGCUCAACCAAACAAGCUCUAAGAACAAUUCAGCAUCCAUUGUUAAGACAUCUUAAGUGCAAAAUGCAUAGCUGGAAUUCUGUAUUAAUCUUUGUUUUGGGAUUUUGAAAAGGUCCUACAAUAUAUUUUCUAUCAGGCAACAACAUACAGUACUUGACCAAUGUGCUGCCAAAUCACAGUUCUGCUAAACAAACCAGUUACACGCGUUACUGCAUCAGCAACAAUGCUCAUCGAUCAAGGGAGAGACAGACAGACAAACAGAAAGACAGUUUCCCUCAACUUUGUCCCAUGUUCCGUGACAAACACCAUUUUAGAGAGCAUUUUAAGGGGUUCCUGGUGGACAGAUAAGUGCAAUUUCAAAGGGCUGAUUCAUCAAGCAUCUGUUUUUAACAGCAUCUUAUUUAGCAGAAGUAGCGUGAUGAGUGAGGACAGUUUUAAUGUGUAGAGCUUGAUGAGAGUGCAUAGCAGGAGCUCUUUCAUGGCCAUGUGUCACGACCGCUGUUUACGGCCUUUGAAUGUGGUAAUGAUGCCUCUUCCCCUGGACUGUGGCUGACAUUUUUGUUGCUCUCCUUUAUAGGUGUCAGUGAAGCCUUUACCCCAAAGCUGGUGUUGGUUACUGCAGACACACCCUGUGGAUAGCGGAACCCAUUUGUAGUCACAUAAUCACCACAACUGGAGACCAGAAAUGGAGAACAGAACAUCAGGAAUGAGCGAGGGCCUCCAUGUGAACUGCAGUAUGUCUGGAAGACACAACUUCAUCUUCACCUUUAUCCCCGUCGUCUACGGAUGCAAUUUCGUCAUCGGGAUCAUUGGCAAUAGCAUGGUGGUGGCUGUCAUCUACCGCUACAUGAAGUUGAAGACAGUAGCGAACGUGUUUGUGCUCAAUCUAGCCAUAUCAGACCUCACCUUCCUUAUUACGCUACCUUUGUGGGCCACUUUCACAGCUACCGGUUACCAUUGGCCGUUUGGGACCUUCCUGUGCAAGGCAAGUGCCGGAUUGGUCAUCUUCAACCUCUAUACUAGCAUAUUCUUCCUCACCGCUCUUAGCAUUGAUCGAUAUCUUGCUAUCGUACAUCCAGUGCGCUCCAGACGCCAACGCACACUUUUCUACGCCAACCUCACGUGUGUACUCAUAUGGCUGUUUGCCUUGUUCCUCAGUGCACCUACAGCGUUAAGCCGGGAUGUGUACGACAUUGGGAACUCUACAUUGUGCGCCGUGUGGCACCGCAGUGAGCAGAUUAACUUGCUAGUUACCCUUAGCGUGCUAAAAAGCGUGCUAGGUUUCCUUGUGCCUUUCCUCGUCAUCAUCACCUGCUAUUGUCUGAUCGGUCGGGCACUUUUGGGUUCCAGGGGUCUGUUGAGGAAAAGCGUUCGCUCUCGGGAAGACGAAACUCUUCGUAUGAUAGCCGCUACUGUGCUAGCUUUCUUUGUCUGUUGGGCUCCUCACCAAGCUUUCCACUUCAUGGAGCUGCUGGCCACGCUUGGCGUAGUGGAAAACUGCCAAACACUGGAUGUUAUUGACACAGCCAUGCCUGUUACCAUCUGCAUCUCCUAUUUAAACAGUUGUGCAAACCCCAUUCUUUAUGGGUUUGUUGGACACAACUUUCGCAAGAACCUACUGAGGUUACUAGGCUGUGGGUCUGGACAAUCUAGCAAUAACUUUAGCAUUAGCUCAAAGCUGAACGUCAACUCCCAUUGUACCUCUGGUCUGCUCAACCCAACAAGCUCCAAGAACGAUUCAACAUCCACUGUUAAAACAUCUUAAGUAUUUUGUACUCAUCUACACUGAACAUUCAAA